Molecule: messenger RNA, 3180 nt
Organism: Cyprinodon tularosa
Lineage: Eukaryota; Metazoa; Chordata; Actinopteri; Cyprinodontiformes; Cyprinodontidae
Gene: iqce
Product: IQ motif containing E
Exons: 21
Coding region: 365-2479 (704 amino acids)
Molecular function (GO): protein binding
Source: RefSeq, a predicted model, not a curated record
UUGCUCCAAAUCUCCAGCUAGCUUAACUAGCUAUGUUGUUGCUAGACGACACCAUCUCUCACACCGUAGAGUAAACACUAGCCUCUUGUGAAAAUGACGGUGGUAGUUUAGUUUAAACAACAUCAGCACGAAAUGGUUCAUUGGCUGCAUCAUCUAAAGCAAGUCUUAUUCCCGGAGACGAGUUUUUGUUUUCUGGAUAGAAACCUUCAGGUUGCAGUACAGCUAGCGUCUCUUCAGUGACCUCGCAUUUUAACACUAAUAACCAAGGGACCCAGCUAAGCUGAAGCAUUUUAGCUGAACAAAGGGAUGGAAACUUUACGAGAAGCAAGAGUUUUCCUACUUACAUGACCUUUGUUUACCAUUUAUGUUUAGCGAGACUAACAAAAUGUCUUUGGAGGCCAGUGAUUUCCCAUCUGAUGAGGACUGCGAAGAGCUGGUGGAGGAUGGUUUCACUCUUCCUGCUGAUAUCCCAGUGAAGGGAACAUCGAGGAAAAAAAUGACUGGCAAGACCCUGUCUUCUCCAAGGUCUCCUUAUCUCUGCAGUCUAAAUAUGAACUCAAAAAGAGCAGCAGUGGCAGCCUGGAGACUGCCGAGGUCCUCCUUAGGGGACACUAGAGGCGACAUCUCAAGGGAGCAUUGUUCGGCUCGCCACACGUCCCUCAGCAACGGCCAUGAUGUGCCCUACAUGUUGGCUUCAGAGUCUGACAGUCCAAAGCUGCUAAAACACAAGUCAGCCAUGAGGAAGCAGCACCUUCUUUCAUUUAAUGGUUUUACUCUGGGUGCUGUAGACCUCAAAGACAAAGAAAGCAUGUAUGACGAGAUCCUUCACCUUAAAAAGAGUCUCCAGGCUCAGAAGUCUGACAACCAGCAGAUGAAAGCCAAACUACGGCACCUGGAGGAAGAUAAUGCUAAAAGAGAAAAACAGAUUGAAGAACUCUUGGACCCCACUAAGGGCUCUGAAUACACCCGAAGUUUGGUUGAUAAGAAAAAAGAAGGGAGUGUGAUCGUCAAUGGGCUGAAGCAGAGAAUCCUAAAACUGGAGCAGCAGUGUAGAGAGAAAGAAAAUGCUUUAAGUAAAUUGCAAAGUGAGUUGAGGACCACUAACCUGGAGGAGCUGAAGAUGACUGUAGAAACAUACUUUGAAGAGAUCCAAAGACUGAGGGUACUUUUAGAUGCUACGGAGAAAAGCAGUCGGGCAGAGAGUAAAUGCUCUCAGAGGCAGCAGAAAGCUUUAAGCUCUACUGUUCAACGUUUGGCUGAAAACGUGAAGCAUCUGCAACAGGAAAACGCAGCGCUCAGAGAAGAGCUCGGCACGGAAAGUCCUGCUGCUGGAAUUAAAGGUUACAAAGAGUGGAGCAGACAGCGGUUGCUAAGAAGACUGUUAGAGGUGGAGAGGAGGCUGGAGGAUAGUAGAAGACACACCCAUUCAGCUAACGGCAUCGUCAGAUUGGAUAAAGAGGUCCAGGCUACGCCUGUAGAGGCUCCAGGGUUUACCAUGGCAACAGAGGCAGCGGUCUCUGUGGGAACUGUCACUGAGCAAGAUGGAGAGGUUUCUGCUCUCAGGGAAAACGUCGGCCAAUUAGAGGAGGAGAUGGUGAAGCUUCAGGAGGAGCUGACAAAUAAAAAUGAUGAACUGAUGCAGAUGAUAAAAGAAAGAGAUGAACUAGCAAAAGAGACUGAAUGGCUGAAAUCUGAACAGAAAGAACAACUAGACAGAGUGGAGCAGCAGCAUAGACAGGAGUUAGAGCAGUUGUUGACGAGGGUUCAAACUCUGGAGGAUGACAGAAGCAAACUUGUAAAGGCUGAGGUCUGCUUACCCCCUCCUACAGUGGAAGAGCAUCUGGAGGAUGCUCAGCACCGAGCAGGUCAGGAGGAGGAAGAGGAGAAGGAAAAAGGGGAAGAAGCACAGAGGAUGGAUGCAGAGAUGGCUAAAAAAGAAAAGGCCGCUUUGAUUAUUCAGACGAACUGGAGACGGCACAGACAUAGGGACACCGUGAUGCUGCAGCCAGCGAUAAGGGGGCAUCUUUUCCGAAAUUCAUGGCUGAAGAACAAUCAGAAAAACACAGAGAAUAAGUCUAAAGCUUCUCUAAGCAGCAGAAACUCUGCUGAUGGAGGGCCAGAUGUUGCUGCCCUGACACUGAUACAGUCUGCCUUCAGGGGACAUUUGGCUCGUUGUGCUCUUGCAACAAAGAGCUCAGGGUUUACAGUGCCUUCUCCAGAUGAAAGCUAUCCGCCUGACUUUUCAGAUGGUCCUAGCAGAAAAGGUUCUGAUUAUCUUGGUAAAAAUGCCAAAAAGGAACAAGACCUCGAUCCUGUCACAAACCCUUUUGUCUCCGGCAGGUCACACGCACAAGCUCAAAGACAUCCCCGCUCCACGGCAGAGUUGGAUGCAGACACCGGAGUCGAAUCCGAUGAUUCAGAUGAAAUCAUUGUGUCUCCGUCACGUCCACUGAGAAGGAGAGAAGUCCUAUUACAUUAGAUCUUCCACACUCUUUUCCUUUUAUGUUUUAUCAUGACGUCCUUCAUACGCUUUAUUAUAAAUUAUAUUUUAAAUGAGAAAAAUAAUGAACAUAUUGGCUUCCUAAAAGAAUCAAUAAUUAAAAGUUUAGUUAUUGUUUUUCUUUAUAUAAUUUUGAGCCAUUAAUGAUUCUUUGGUUUAACUGCUGAAGAAGCUGCUCCUGAUUAAUCAUACUGCAGUGACCCGUAUUACUGUAAAUUCACCUGAUUGUGUCAGAAUGCCUGACAUGAAAACCAUGCAGAUGAUCCUACAAAAUAAUCAUGACCUGGAGGUGUGAACCGAGUCUCAUUGAUGCCAAACUGUGAAUGAACGACAAAUCACUCUACUGCAAUACUGAACUGUCAUUCUGAUGUAGGAAACCAGGGUGGAUGUGUAGUUCUAUUAAAAGCUCUGCUCUAAGGAAAGCAUUGAUUUGUAAAGCUAUCAGAAAAGAACUGAUGACUGCAGUCCUCAUUCUGAGGAUAUAACCUAAUGUGCGAGGCGUUCAAUUAAGUCAUGCCCUUAAAAAUUUAGUUUCAGAUCGUUUUUUAUUUUAAUUUUAUGAGGCUCUUUCGUGUGUUUUUUGUUAUAUAUGAGUUGUUUUAGAGGAAAUGUUAUUUUUACUACUACAUUGCUUUUUUCACAACAAAAUCUCAAUAAAGUCUUGUUUUCCAUUAACUGUA